Molecule: messenger RNA, 606 nt
Organism: Microthlaspi erraticum
Lineage: Eukaryota; Viridiplantae; Streptophyta; Magnoliopsida; Brassicales; Brassicaceae
Source: the annotation of a GenBank genome assembly
AUGAUGGAGGGGAAGAAGGUUUUGGCUAUGAACGGGUCGGGGGAUGGUUUGCUCUACAUUCCGAGUGAAGGCAUAUUGAAGAAAGGACAUUCGGAAGUCUGCAACAAAAGAUGGGGUUGGCAUGUGAUAGGGAAUGUUAUCUACUCUUGUGAAACGGGUGGGAGGAUAAUGUGGUGUGAGGCAAGUGAAUUGGAGUGGCGACAACAACCGGAGGUGAUGGAGUGGAGAGAGGUGAUGGGCUUGGAGGAUCUUAGGGACACUCUCUGUGCCUCCAAAGUGGUUAGCUAUGGUUGGGGAGUGUUGGAGCAUUAUGAGUCUUUCAAAAGGGAAAGGACCAUGGAAGGGCUGACCACAACACCCCUCGACGAUUUAUAUGUUGGCCACAAACUUAGCAGCUCUGGUCCCAACAUGUUACUCUUCUGGGACGUGCUUGGUCCUCAUAAACUGGAGAUUUUCUGUGCCGAGAUCUCUUUACAGAGGCGCAAGGAGACAGGCCAGAUCUUGGGCAACGUUGAGUGGUCCGAGGUUGUCAUGACGCUCGAUCCUCCUCAUACUCAGCAUCAGCAACACUGUAAAAUUCUGUAUUCUCUAUCACUCGAUCUCUGA